GCAUACGUCAUAAUCAAAUAUUUUAACCCAAAGCCGUCUCUCUCUAGAGCCAUCCAUCCAUAUUUCUUCUUCGACAAGUCGGAAGGAUAAUUCGUUCCUACUAAUCAAAUCAAAUCUUGGUGUUGUGUCUGAUUGGAAUUUUGUUAGUUAUAAUUCUCCUUCGCCGCAAAUUGAGUUUAGAGUUAUCUCAUCUUGAAGAAGAAGAAUGAAAGUCUCUGUUAUGUGGAGAGGAAACAAAUACACCAUUGAGAUCGAUCCCAACUCUAAUCUUAAGGAUUUGGGUUAUGAAUUGAGAAACUUAACGGGCGUUACGGCGGAGACCCUCCGUCUGAUCGUUCCUCGGUUGAAUGAAAAAGGCUCAAACUUGUUGCUUCCCUUUUCUGACGAGCACUCCUUCUCGAGCUUGCACGAAUCUUCCAUAACUGAGGGCAAAACUAUCAGAAUGAUGGGAGUGACUGAAGAAGAGUUCAAUGGAGUUCAAAAAGAUGCAAUGCCCGACAUGAGAAUACUUGGAUUCGAGGACGAGGAGAGAAGGCUUAGGCUAAAGAAGUUCUCCAGCACUUCAAUCAAGCUCCCACAGGGGCCUUACAUCUUCUGCGCUUUCCGUACUCUUCAACUUCCCGGUAUAGAGUUAAACCCUCCUCCUGCUGAUGCUUUAAAGAGAAUGCACAUGCUUGCAUCCGACCCUGGUAUUAUCGCUAUUAUGAACAAGCAUCGCUGGAGAGUAGGGAUUAUGACAGAACUUGCUCCUGUUGGUUAUGUUGGUGUUAGUCCUAAAUGCCUCCUUGGCUUUAACAAGAAUCAAGGAGAAGAGAUUUCUUUACGUCUUCGGACUGAUGAUCUAAAGGGAUUCAGGAAGUACCAGAGCAUUAAAAAGACACUACUCCAUGAGCUGGCUCACAUGGUAUACACGGAGCAUGAUGAAAAAUUUUAUGCUCUUGAUAGUCAGCUGAACAAAGAAGCUGAGAGCUUGGAUUGGACUAAAUCAAGGGGUCACACUUUGAAUGGAGCGAAAGUAACAAAGGACAUUGAUGAUGAAGAGGAUUUGUUUGAUGAAAUUGGAGAUGAAAACUUUUCUCAGAGGCUUGGUGGAGAUCAAUACGAUGAUCUGGGAAAUGCUCGUGAAUCGUCUGUUGCUGCUGCUUAUCGCCGUCUCUCCCACACUAGUGCUUCGAAACUGAGAGAGGAACCUGAUCCUGAUGACUCUGUUGAUGUUGGAGAUGAGAGUAAACAGCCCAUUCCCCCUGAAGCUCACUCUGAUUCUAGGAGUCAGUUUGAGCCUGAUCCCGACGAUGCCAUUGAAGAUGCAUCAACACCAGAACAUCACUCGGGAUCGCUUGAACCUGAUCCGGAUGAUGUGGAGGCGCGCACAAGUAUAGGGGAAGUUGAAAACAUGGAAAUAUCAAAUGACACAGUUAUGUCGGAUGGUAAUUUGACUAGACCUCCUGGAGAAACCAAUGCAGAAGAAACAAUCAUUGAGGUUGAUGAGCCAGAUCUAGAUGAUAUGGAGAUUCAGAGAAUCCAAGACUCUGUUACCAUCGUCUCUAAUCGUCUCACGAAAGCCAUAAAUGCCAUGAAAACUGGCUUCAACUCCGGUGAAGCAACCAAUGUGCUACAAAUGCUUCUUAAAAUAGUGAGGAACAUCAUUGAGCAACCAAAUGAAAUGAAAUUCAAAAGGCUGCGUAAGGGAAACCCUGCAAUUAAGCGCAAGAUACUCAACUUCCCAGCUGCGGUUGAGAUCCUUUCCGUGGUUGGCUUUGUGGAAGAGAUGGUAUCGGAAGGCACAGGAGCACCAGAACCAUAUUUGGUACUGAAACGUAAUGACCCAGGCCUCUUGUGGAUUGCCAAGUCCAUGAUUGAAUCACACACCACAGGUUCCUAGAUAUUGUAUAUUACGUCCUUUUACUCAUUAAAAACUGUCAUAAAUGUAAGAUUUGAGACUCUGAUUAUAUAAGAAGCGUGGUUCUGUAACACUUAGCAGAAACAUAACAUUUCCUCUAAAUGCAGUGUGCAUUUGUUGAUUGUAAAGCAGAACAAUUACAUGAAAAAGGUGGAAAGAUAAAGGUGUGGUGGACAUUUCACUUAAAA
Messenger RNA from Raphanus sativus (radish), 2088 nucleotides. Its product is annotated as DNA-dependent metalloprotease WSS1 homolog 2. The record is from RefSeq and is a predicted model, not a curated record. The transcript has 11 exons. Bases 206 to 1882 code for a protein of 558 amino acids. Lineage: Eukaryota; Viridiplantae; Streptophyta; Magnoliopsida; Brassicales; Brassicaceae.